Oryzias melastigma (Indian medaka) is the source of this 2165-nucleotide messenger RNA. RefSeq names its product sestrin 1 (gene sesn1). Gene Ontology annotation, molecular function: oxidoreductase activity, acting on peroxide as acceptor; L-leucine binding. The record is from RefSeq and is a predicted model, not a curated record. The transcript is spliced from 10 exons. The coding region runs from base 185 to 1810 and encodes 541 amino acids. Gene Ontology annotation, biological process: positive regulation of macroautophagy; cellular response to L-leucine; negative regulation of TORC1 signaling. Lineage: Eukaryota; Metazoa; Chordata; Actinopteri; Beloniformes; Adrianichthyidae. Gene Ontology annotation, cellular component: nucleus.
GCUCAUUGGUUGACACGUUGUGCCAAUCAGAUGUUUACCCCCUCAAGUUGUUGCCUCCUAUCAUUUCUGCCCUGGGAGUAACUGGUCACUGUGCAGGGAUAAGGCGUCCCGUUGUGGAGGACCUGCUACCGAAUAAUGAGGAUAAACUGGUUGUGAGACAGUUCAAGCAUUACCCGUACGUCAAAUGAUGGAGGUGCAGGAGUCCUUGGGAAGGUGGGACAGGCUGGGCAGUCGGGACCUCGGCUCCAGGCUGGAAGCCAUGGAGAUCAUUUCCCAGGAGGUCGCGAGGAAAGUGGAGGCCAUCGGACCCCUCACAUCAUCGCCCCCGGCAACCUCGCUCGGCAGCGAUCUGAAUGACAUCUUGGCUCACCUUCUGAUGCUCUCCAAACGGUGUCCUUUCGAAGAUGUGAGAGAGAGGUCCAUCCAGCUCCUGCAGGAGGUCCAGGACUUAGGGGUUAGAAUCCCAAGACCUCUAGGCAACGGCCCAAGCAGAUUCAUCCCCGAAAAAGAGAUUCUUCAAGUCAGUAAAGUGGACUCCAGGACGCAGUCGAUAUUUGAGGAUGCGUUUGCAGCCCUCGGUCGCCUGGACAACAUCUCCCUGGUGAUGGGCUUCCACCCCCAGUACCUGGAGAGCUUCCUCCGGACGCAGCACUACCUGCUGCAGAUGGACGGACCUCUUCCUCUGCACUACAGACACUAUAUCGGCAUCAUGGCGGCGGCGAGACAUCAGUGUUCCUAUUUGGUCAACCUACACGUAAACGACUUCCUCCAGGUUGGCGGCGACGCUAAGUGGUUGAACGGUCUGGGCGAGGCGCCGCAAAAGCUGCAGCAGCUCGGAGAACUCAACAAAAUCCUGGCCCACCGUCCCUGGCUCAUCACCAAGGAGCACAUGGAGGCUCUCCUGAAGGCGGAGGAGCACAGCUGGUCCCUGGCGGAGCUGAUCCACGCCGUGGUUCUGCUCACGCACUAUCACUCCCUCGCCUCCUUCACCUUUGGCUGCGGCAUCACGCCGGAGAUCCACUGCGACGGCGGCCACACGUUCAGGCCGCCCUCGCUCAGCCAGUACUGCGUGUGCGACAUCGCCAACGGGAACGGCCACGCCAACCAGCACGACGAUCAGCUGUGCGACCAGGACAUGUGUGGGGAGGUGGAGGUGCUGAUGGAGAGGAUGAAGCAGCUGCAGGAGUGUCGCGACGACGAGGAGGCGAGCCAGGAGGAGAUGGCGACCCGCUUCGAGAGGGAGAAGACUGAGAGCAUGCUGGUGGUCACGUCCGAGGACGAGGAGUGCGUUCCGUCCAGGGACAUCUCCCGCCACUUUGAGGACCCCAGCUACGGCUACAAGGACUUCUCCAGGCGGGGGGAGCACGUGCCGACGUUCAGAGCGCAGGACUACAGCUGGGAGGACCACGGCUACUCACUCGUCAACAGACUCUACCCGGACGUCGGGCAGAUGCUGGACGAGAAGUUUCAGAUGGCCUACAAUCUGACGUACAACACCAUGGCAACGCACAAGGACGUGGACACCAGCAUGCUGCGCAGAGCCAUCUGGAACUACAUCCACUGCAUGUUCGGCAUCAGGUAUGACGACUACGAUUACGGCGAGAUAAACCAGCUUCUGGACCGCAGCUUUAAGAUCUAUAUUAAAACCAUGGUGUGCAGCCCUGAGAAGACCACCAAACGAAUGUAUGAGAGUUUUUGGAGGCAGUUUCAGCACUCCGAGAAGGUCCACGUUAAUCUGCUUCUUAUGGAAGCACGGAUGCAAGCCGAACUGUUAUACGCUCUGAGAGCGAUCACACGCUACAUGACAUGAAGUGCUUUUGCUGUUUUUUUUUUUAUUGUCCUUUUACUGUCGUUGUUGUAUACUGGGACACAAAGAAAAAAAAAACGACAGGAGGGGUGGGAGUUCAGAAAAAAAAAAUGUUGACUGGACAUUUAGGAGGAUCAGAACAAAAAUGGCAAGCAAGGAAAAAGAAAUAGAAGAUUUCUGCUGUGGAAACGUCAUCUCAAGACUACAAGCACACUCAGCGGCUCUGCCUGCAGUGCCAAAACUGACCAAGAGGUGGCAGCCUGGAGCGAACUCCCGUCCUGCUGAAGGGGUUUAAAUCCUGACAAUCCACCGGACACCCCAGGACUGCAUUUCAGUAUUCCGGCACGCCGCGUGCUGG